Molecule: messenger RNA, 1650 nt
Organism: Alternaria postmessia
Lineage: Eukaryota; Fungi; Ascomycota; Dothideomycetes; Pleosporales; Pleosporaceae
Exons: 4
Coding region: 1-1650 (549 amino acids)
Molecular function (GO): protein binding
Source: RefSeq, a predicted model, not a curated record
AUGUCUCUGAAGCAGGAAAUCGAAACCUGGGUGGCAGCCCUCGCCAGCUACGACAACAACGAGUUUGACGUCGCAUUGAAGGUCUUUGACCAGAUCUCCGACACGUCCAAGAUUCUGUUCAACUGCGGCGUGAUUCAUGCCACUCUCGGCGAGCAUGAGAAGGCGGUAGAUUGUUACCAGCGCGCUGUGCGUCUGGACCAAUACCUCGCCGUCGCAUACUUCCAACAGGGCGUCUCAAACUUCCUCAUGGGCGAUUUUGAGGAAGCCCUCGCCAACUUCAACGAUACCCUCCUCUACUUGCGCGGAAACAACAACAUUGACUACGAGCAAUUGGGCCUGAAAUUCAAGCUAUACUCCUGCGAGGUGCUUUUCAACCGCGGUCUCUGCUACAUUUACCUCCAGCAAAGAGACGCAGGUCUACAGGAUCUGUCCUUCGCAGCCAAAGAGAAGGUGGUGCCUGACCACGAUGUCAUUGACGAGGCCAUUCGCGAGGAAGCUGAGGGCUACACCGUCUUCUCCAUCCCCGUCGGUAUCGUCUACCGUCCCAACGAAGCGAAGGUAAAGAACUUGAAGACAAAAGACUAUCUCGGAAAGGCCCGUCUUGUCGCUGCGUCAGACCGGGCUAAUGCCUUCACUGGCUUCGCCGGUGCCGAGAUUAAGAAGGGAGGACAAGCUGCAAAAGACGAUAGGACUGAAGACAAGAUCUCCUACGCCGCGACCAACCUAGUCAAACCAGAGCUUCAGAGCAGAGCCCGCCAGCAGUCAGAGCCGCCGAUGAACCGUAAUAUGUUUCCACCUACACCGCCACCAGAGGCAGACAGGAGGUCUGGUGACAGGCGAUCUGGUGGAGAGCGAAGACCUGCUGCCGAUGCCCCGAUGAGCCGCGCACAGUCCGUACGAGGUGGCGGUCCUAAGCCCCAGCCUCUGAACCUCGGACGAGCUGCUUUCGACCAGCAAAGCAGCAACGAGCCCCCUCGCCGUCAGCCAACGCAGCGCUCCGCCUCUGAGCGACCACCACCAAGCCGCUCAGAGUCAACACGAGACCGAGCACAACGCGAUCCGCGAGACCAACGGGACCAACGGGACCAGCGGGACCAGCGAGACCAGCGAGAUCGUGACUACAGGCCACGACGUCGUGGGUCUGACGACGAUAUCAUCGACGACUACUAUGACAACGACUCAUACCCGCCUUCCCGUUCCAGUCGUGGCGCAUAUACUCGCUCAAAACAGAGCAGGCGGCCAGCUUACAUCGAGGAAGAGGACGAGGACGACUACGACGGUAGUGAUCUUGAUGAUGCUGAGUUUGAGAUGAUGUCCCGCUCGAAAUCUAGGAGACGAUCACCCGCUCGCUCCACCAGAUCGGGUGGUAGCAACCGCGGUGCAGGUAGUAAGAUCAGAGUCAAGGUUCACUCUAGUGACACGCGUUAUGUUUUCAUCAACUCGGAUCAACUGAUUACCGAAUUCUGGCAACAGAUUCGCGAGAAGUUUGGUGUGCGAAAUAAAUUCAAGGUGGAGUUCAAAGAUGAUGGCGACAUGAUCACCAUGGCCGACCAAGAUGAUCUUGACAUGGCCAUUCAGACGGCGAAGAGCGUUGCUAGAAAGGAAGGCAGCGAUAUGGCGAAGAUGGAGGUUUGGGUUAGAGAAGUAUAG